UACUAUUCUGGUCGUGAAUGGAUAUCACUGCCGCAUAGAAUCGUUUCCCUUACUAGUCUCACGUUUUGUACCGUCAAAACGGUGGAAUAAUAAAGAUUAAAUGCACUCUCAAGUUGUGUAAUAGCACUCUCAGAGGGACGCGUUUCACCAUGUCAGCCAACGCUCAGAAUUAUAACUUUGAUGAAUAUAACAAACCUGGUGCUGAGCGGUCACGCAGGAGGAGAGGUGAAGAUGACGAUCUAGAGAGUGAUUUGGAAGAGGAACUGUUGGGGGAGGAUUGGCUGUCAGUUAAAAAGAAUCCUUCAGAAGUGUCGGAUGAAGAGCUUAACGAUGACCUUCUACAAAGUGAUGAUGAAGAUGUAAAUAUGAGUGGUCAGAGUAUAAGCGUCAAUGCCACAUACAGCGUGGGCCCAUCCUAUGGCCAGCAGGACAACUUGCAUGGAGCAGUUGACACAGAUGACGUUGUGAACCUGGGUGCAGAGGGCUGUGGAGAAGAGGAUGUACAGGAGGAAGGGUACCAGCAUGAGGGGGAAGAAGCGUUCACACAAGACUACAGCCAAGACAACAACGCAGAGAUGCCUGAAGACCAAAUAGAUUACACUGGAGAGCAAGCUGGGGCUGACGAUUGCUACCAAGAUGAAGUGCUAGACAUUCAAAUCAAUGAGCCCAUAGAUGGUGAAUUUCAAGAUGAUGACUAUCCAACCUAUGAUGAUCGGCGUCUGGGUGCACAUGGAGUCCAAAAGCAGCAGGGAGGGGGAGAAGAGCAGCAGCAGGAAGAGGAAGACGCAGCCAAAGACUCUCGGGUCUUUGACACGGAUGAGGUUGAAAAUGAUGCCGGCCCUGAAGAAGAAAUGAAGGAGGAAUCGGACGAGGAGGACGAGGAAGAUGAAGAGUCUGGUCGUAUUCGGUUUAAAUCUGAGAGAAAGGAUGGUCAUGUUGUGCGGCUGGCUGAUGUAGGCAGCAACAGGAGGUGUAUACCUGAAACACUAGAACUGUCGGACAGGGCUAAGCAGGAUCUGAUGCAGUUUGAGGAACAGGAACGGCAAAAGAAACAAAACCGAUACGGAGGGCGAGGCGGAAUGCGAGGAGGAAUGCGAGGAGGCCGAGGAAGAGGAGGCUUCCCACCUUUUGGAAUGGAUUUUAGAGGGGAAAACCGAGGAAGAAUGAUUGACCACAGGAUCUCCCUGCUGGGAAACAUGGGCAUGCAGCAGCCAUCCUCCCGAAUGCCUCUUCCUCAUCAGCAGCAACUGCACUCCCAGCAGCACCACCCAUCACGUCCAAGAGGACCUCCUCCCUUCCAAGACCACGGGCGCCCGCUGGCCCAGCAGCCCCUUCAGCCCCUCAUCCCCCCGCACAUGGCACACCGCUCCCCACCGGUACGGCCCCAGAUGGAGCCGCCACCACGAAUGAUGAGCUCCCCGCCACCCAACUUCCCCCAGCACCACCUGCAGCAGCCUCCACAGUCCAAAAACAUCCACAUCAACCCUCAUUUCAGAGGGCCCACGUCAUCUUCUGUACAAGUGCCCUUGAUGCCUCCUGCUCAGAGCCAGCCCAGACCUGCUGUGGGUCCUCAGAGGUUCCCUGAACCGGGCGACUUCCAGCAGCACAUGACUGGUAAUUUUGGUCAACCCCAGCGGCCCCCUCAUCACAUGGAGCCCUAUAGGAACCAGCCACCUCAAGGCCCCCAAGACAGAGAGACACUCUUUAUGGGAGAGCGCACAGAGUCAACACGGUUUCCAGGGCAGCACAUGUUUGAUCACCAGGGCUCCAGCCCUCUGAUGAACAGCAGCCACAACCUCCACCAGCAGCAGCAGCAGCAGCAGCAGCCGCAGCCGCAGCAGCUGCAGCUGCCUGGCCAGGGCCACAUGGGCUUCGGCCCACCAGGACCAGCCUUCAACCAGCCAGGCCAGGGUCCGCUAGGAAUUUUUCCAAGAGAACCCCCAAGACCCAACAUCCCUCCUCACCAAGGUCAUCCAGGGAUGGUCGGGUUGAAUCAACAAGGUGGCCCCCCCAACCAGCCCAGACCCUUCAUGGGCCUUCGUCAGCCAUUUGGCCAGCAGGGGAACCUUUUCCCCCCUCCUCAAGUCCAGUUUGGGAUGCAGGUACGACUAAGAGGCUUGCUGCACGGCCCUUCGGUCUCCCAGCUUGGGCAUCACGACUCCUUGCCAUCCCAUCAGUCCAUGCAGCAGCAGCAGCAGCAGCAGCAGCAUAGGCAGGAGUUAUCACAUCAUCAGCAGCAACAUCUAAAUGUCAAUGAGCCUCGCUCCAUGAUGCACCACGGCCAGAAUCUUUUCCAUCAACAGCAGGCACAUGGUAGCCCGAGGCAGAUGACUCCCCGCCCUCAGAACCCCCAACAGCGCAACAUGUCCAACAGGCAGAGGAUGAACACGCCUAUCUCCAAGCAAAUGCAGCAGCGCAACAGCAACCUCCGGGAGCUCCCCGUAGCACCUGGCAACACAAACAUGAACAGUGCCCGCCCUGCCGCCAACAUUAGGCCUGUUGCCAAGGCAACACAGGGGAUGCAUCCUGGGCAGAACACUCAGCUGGUGCCUGACGGGGGAAGAGGAAGAGGCCAAGUUGCUGCCAGGUUUGAAGCACAGCCUGGAGGAAGCGGCAGGACGGUGGUUCGCAAGGAGAUCCCAUGCAUGCCGUCCAGCACGGCACCACUGGACCCCAAUGAGGACGAGGAGACGCGGCAGUACCGUCUGAAGAUUGAGGAGCAGAAGCGCCAGAGAGAAGAGAUCCUAAAGAGAAAGGAGAUGAGACGGCAGAUGCAGGCUGGCGUCAGAAAGAAGGAGCUGCUGGACAGGCUCAACGCUCAGACCCCGAGCCAGGGCCCGCCUCCUUCACAUAUGCAACCCUCUCAACAGAAUCCGCUAGCGUCACGUCCUCUACUCCAACAACCACCACCACAAUCACAGCAGCAGCAGCAACAACAACUACAGCAGCAGCAGCAACAACUACAACUACAGCUACAGCAACAACAACUACAACUACAGCAGCAGCAGCAGCAGCAGAGACAGUUGCCUCUGAGGACACAACAAUCAUUGAAUCCAUCAUUAAAGAGUCUCAAUCAAGCCACCCCCAUCCCUCCCAACGGCAGUCCUCACAUCCCUCCACCACGGCCCAAUGUCAAGGCACGCCUGCAGAUGGUAAAAGGUGGCACCCAGCAGCAGCAGUCCCCCGGACCUGUUCCAGACCAGCAAUGGAAACCGCCUCAACCAACAGCAUUCAAUCAUCAGCAGCUGCUGCUGCUGCAACAGCGAAGGAACAGCGCUGUGCAGAACGUGAACCGGCCUGCUGAUCAGAUCCAGGCUAGUCAGGUCCCCCCAAAGACUAUACCUGUACCUGCCUCUGUGGUACCUGGCCAGGCUCAGGCUCUAACUCAAGGACCUAAACCUGGGGCUAAAAGAACUGUGAUGCAGCGAGCCAAGAAUUCAUCUUUCGAAGGACAGCAGGUGCCGCAAAAAGUCAGAGUCGUCAAACUUUCAGGAGCGAGUGGAAACGGGUCAGCGGUGGCCGCGGAGCCAGUGCAGCAACAAGGCAGCUGGUCGGCAACCCCGGUCAACCAGGCCGUGCAGAGGAAGGUCACCAUGACGGGGCAGCAACAGGCACCGGGCGGGACGCCACAGGCAGGCCGAGGGGUCACGGGCAACCCACCGCAAAACAGGGUUGUCGUGUCGGGCCGGGGUAGAGGUGUCGCUCAGAUGGGACGAGGACGCCCGACGACUCCCGGACAAAGCCCAAAAGAAGCCGAGGGCGACCGCUGCACUGUGUCCAUCGAGGGCCUCUCUUCGUCCACAACCGACCUUCAGCUGAAGAAUCUUCUCAGGUCCAUCGGCCCCAUAGAGAUGUUCAAAAUGAUGCCGCAGCAGAGGAAAGCAAUGGCCACAUUUUCCAGUCCCCAGCAUGCAGAAAGUUUUCAAAUGAGCUUCAAUAGGCACAUGAUUGAUUUGUCCCACAUUGAUGUGUCGCUGACUGAUGGAUGAGGAGCGCAAUAGAGCCAGAGAGUCCUGUCACAAGGAGUCCCCUCCUCCCGACGCCGGAGCCUCUCAUGCACCGCUCCAGCUCGGCAUAGGAAUACUUCUUCGGCCCUUUCGGGGCCUCACGCCGUCGACGUGUCUGCACAGAAGCAUCAUUCAUCUCCUCUCGACCUGGAACAGUGAACUUAAAGACCUGAGUUGCGAGCAUGCCUUUGUUUUGACUUUGUGUACCCGACUGUCCAUUGUUGUCAAACGGCACUGGAGAGACACCGGACAGUUAAUCCUAUUUUAACGAAGUUUGUGAAGAAUGCCCUGCGCAUCUUCCGAGGACACUUAAGUAGAACUCAACAUGGGAUAAUGGUUGCUCCCCAUCUCCGUUAGAUUCAUCAUUAAAAAAUAGACUAACACUUAAACUUUAUAAUAGUGACAUGACCACUUCGUCUGAGUUUUUUUUAUUUAUCCGCGGCCUGCUGUUUGUGCAGAUGUUGGUGGCCGACUGCGUGGCCGGCCGAGUCCCAGAGCAGUGUCUGGCCCCUGCUGUAGAUGGCAGUAUUUCAUCACUAAUGGUGCUCAAUUUGUGUUCAUCUCAAGCCCGCGUUAAGGUGGCGAUGAGUCUCCAAGCAGUUUCUGGGUGAAUGGCGCCAUCUAGUGGAGAGCCGGUGUACAGGCACGCAGGUGGUUGGCAUUGAAUAUUUUAUCACAUAGUAGUGACGGGGACCAGAUUGGCUUUGGACGUUAAAUAAAUAGCAAUUUAUAUAAUUUGUUUUCUAAAUUACCAACGAUUUUACGAAUUGUAAAUGUUGUGACUCUUGUGUAUAUAUUUUGUGGUGCUUUUCCGUUUCAGUGCCGCUUCUGGGACCGAUUGUUCAGAUCCUCUCGCUCAGGUUGGUUAGUUUGGUCGUUUGACGUUGCUCAUGUUCUAAAAGUUUAGAUCUUUUAACCGUUACCUGGAGUCCAAUUUGGAAUUACCGUUCACGCAUUUCAGAUGUGUAUUUUAGUUUGUAUUGAUCAUGGAUGAGUUAGAUUUAGGAUUGUGAUCUGUGCUGAUCGUGCGUUGAUGAAGUGUGCAUGUGCGAUUUCUUUUGCCGAUUUUUUUUUUUAGAAUUACAAAUUUACAUGUACAUUGUUCGGCAUUCGGCGUUCAUGCGGUGCGCCGGAGAGUAGCUGACGAUUCCCCCCCGAUACAUUUCUGUGACUGCUUCCUCCGUUCUGUUAUAAUUGAUCCAAAUCUGCGCGACUAUCAGUUGAUAAUUGGUGCCUCUCACUGAGCUGCAUGGCGUGUGAGCGGUUUGGCAGAGUAGUUCACCAUUUUACCUUUCCCUGUAAAUUGAAUCUCCCUCUCUUUAUACAGAGACAUCAGACUGAAGGCGAACCCCGACGUAAAGAACCGUUUUCUCUGAGCAUGAGCCCUUGUACGGGCAGAGCUACGACGUCCCUGAAACCCUUGAAUUAUCUAAAUAUUUAAUUUCCUUGUCCGGCUCUGUUCGAUUUCAUGAGACGUCAUUAUUAGACUGGAUAUAGCAACUACGGCUCAUUUACUUGUUCCAUGAUAUUUUUCCUUUUUCUUCAUUGCACGAUUGUUUUUGUCUAUUCUGGGUUUAAAGUUUGUUAAACAAAAAAAAAACCUUUUAAUUAUUUUGAAAUUGUUGCCCGUGUUUGCGAAUAAGUUAAGCUCAGAGCCGAACGUCGUAUAAUUUGAAGAAGGACGCCGAGGGGGCAACCAUUAUCUUGGUAGUGAUAGUGUACAUAAGUAGACCAGAACUUUCUCUCAGUGUUCAUCCUGUUCAUAUUUUUUUUUAAGUUACUCUUGACUUCCGUUGUAUCGCGUUAAACAUUUUAUAUGUAAGGAUCUACUGAUGUGUCCAGGCAUAAAUCCUUUUACUAGUGUUUUGUUUCUAAUUUGGAUCCAAAAUGACUGGACCACAUUUCUGUUUAUAAGACAUUUGACAACAAGUGUAAGGGAAAAUAAAAACAUGGCCAAUAUACCGUGAAGAUGCAGGUAUGUGAAGCCGGUUCAACUUUAGCCCAAAGAUGUGUGGUUGUGUGUGAUGUCCGUCUUUCUGGUGCCUAUACAAUGAAUAAUCUUUCUUAUUUGUGCUGCAUUUGUACUCAUUUUUAUAUUACGGAUUCUGUAAGGUCCUGGGUACAUAUCUCAUCUACUUUAAACACCUUUUUAAGCACCUUGAAUGGCAAGAAAUACUACCGUAUAUAGAUUUAGGGGGAUGCCACUGAAAUUUGGCAUUCGGAUUCUUUUCUUCAUAUCCAGAAAUGCAAGAAUUCUUGUCCUGCCCAUUUAACUGUGAUGUCAUACUCAUGUUCAGCUCCCGACAGCCCUUUCGGAGGUAAAGCAAUAGGAAGAUACAUUCAGCCACAUAUUAACCUUUCACUGGAUUUGACUAAUGCAAAGAUAAUGUGUAACAUUAAGACGAUCCUACUUUGAUUCGGUUAGUGAAUCGACGCCUGGCUUCUGCAUCUGGAUGACAUCACAGAUGAAGCUCUCGUCUUCAGAAAGAGUUGUUCUUGUUCACGAGUACCUCGUGGUCUCUGAUCUCGACUGCACGUGUGAAUCAAAUAUACACAUUUAGUGGCAUUUCCCUUUUUUAAAAUAGGUAUAAUUUGAAAAAAGUGAAAAUCCUCGAGGUUUACAAAGCAGCUGCACGUGCGUAGGUCACUAGAUCCUCAGCCAGCGUGAGGUGUUGGGACCAUUGGGCCGCCUCAGGCCCGACACUCCUGAGAACCCUUCUUUCCUCGUGUAAGACCUGAGGUUUCAUGGGUUUCUUUUGUUGUAUGUUGUGCAUUUGUUCUAAACUGUCUUCUUUCUGUUUUGUUCCUUUUUGUUUUGAGUUGAAAUGAUGUGGAGGUUUUUGUUCCCUAACCAUUUGUAUUUAAUGUCUUUCAUGUUGUGGGUUACGUGAUGUUAGUGUUGUAGUAAAUCCUGUGGAUUUGAAAAAGUACCGGCCGUGCCAGUGUUAGUUAUCUUGCUACAAGACGGCUGUUCUUGUACCGACAGAGCAGAUUCAUAUUGAAUCUUUUCGUACCUUAAUUUUAAGAAUUUAGGACAUAUAAUGUACCUUGAACUUUUAGACGUGACGUUUUAUUUCUUCUCGUAAAUUCCUUGAGGAAAGUGGUGCUCUACUACGUCCUGGUUUACAGCAGGCUAUUUAACUUGUUUUUCCAAUCACAUCAGCUCAUGUGGUUGCAGUAAAGUAUUUAAUAUUUGAUUCAGAAUCGACCCAUCCUGGACGUAUCCAUGGGUCUUUCUUAUGGUUGCAUAAGCCUUUAAUGUGGCUGCUAGUAUCCGAGUGUUGCGCAACGUGCCUGGUUGGGUUUUCCAUAACGCCGACCUCCUCCAACAGGUCCGUUUGGUGAGGAGCAGCUGAAGUAACGUCCUCCUUUUCUCUCCUCAGAUCCAUCCGCAAAAGCAAAGUUAAAGGACCCCACCGAAGGUUUAGCAGGGUCACGCAAAUUGGGUUAUGAAUGGGUUAGGACUCACGACUGACUGCGGUAUAAAUUAUAACGACACCUUUUCCCAUCUUAAAGGCCGCUGUUGGUUUUGGUUCGCUGUACGAAAACUGGAAAUCCAUGACAUUCAGCUAUUGGUCAAAGUGAUGUUGUUUUUGCAUAAUACGGCAUUUUAUGUAAUUGGUUCCUUGUUGAGGUGCGAUUGCAUCGCGCCGUCCCUCUAACUCUAGUGUAAUUCUAGGUUAAACCCAGCAGGUCAUUUGAAACCACCUGAUCCCAUUUUGAAGAAUGAUUUCUUCUCUGUGCUGCUGGUACAAACAAAUAUGUGUUUGCUGCGUGUUGAAUAGAACAAAUUCAAACUGCUUUCAAUUAGUGUUUUUUAAUGAAGUUGCCCUCAACAACCAAGAAGCAGCCGUACGUGUCCACCUUUUGUCUUUGUUCGGUUUCGUAUUAGUCAACCCGCGUUUAUUUAGUCGACGAUACGCCAGAUGGAUAUUUGUCUGAACCAGCAGACGUCCGCUUUAAAUGUUUUCAAAUUACCCUUUUUCCUCUUUUAAAAUGUGGUUUUAAUUCAUCUUUUGGUAAAACGGUUACUUCCACGUGUGACACGAAUGGGACCAUUGAUGCCAACGAAAGUGUGAGAAGAGAAGUGUUGAUCACACGAGGGGUCCGAGCGGGUCGAGCGAGCCCCCCCCCCCCCCGUUGGUUUGGUCCUCUCGUACUAACACGUUGUUUCUCUCCAGCGCUCGGCCCCGAGGAGCCGGCGGGCCGCUCCGGCCGCCGUGUCACCGUUUCCUGCCUUAACCCGCUCACUUCACACUUCAGGUUCCCUCGCAGGGUUGGGCCCGGGACGGAGGAUUUGUCUCGCGCUUACUUCCCUCCCUUAAUAGAUGCCGGGCCACACAUCCUUCCAUUACUGCUUUUCCCGCCAUCGCUCUCCUUCCAGCCUGCGUGUAAUUUGACAGUCGCUGGUCUUUUCCCCGCGAUGCAGCCGUUGUUGAAUGAACUUGAGGCUUCUGUGUGGAGCAGGGGGCCCCGCCUGGAUUACCAGUGCGUGUCCGUCUGCGUGACGACAGCCGGGUUCACAGAGCAGACGCUCUCCAGCCGCUUUGCGGCUUUCACUUCACCAAAAGCUCGUCCCGGCGUCUUGACAUGCGAUGUUUGGUUGGAUUUUUUGAGAACAAAAAGACGCUGCGGUGGUUUCCUCACCUCGAACAGUUACGGCGCACCGAAUAACGACGAUACCGAUAACCGACGAUCCACCCGAUCGAAUUGUGACCGACGCGGUUGACGGUCCAUGCUGUCAUGUGUGUUCUCAGUUUGCUGUAAAACAAGAAGUCAUGUUUUGUGUUGGAAGACUCUUGAGUCCUUUCAGUCAUGUUCUCAUACUGUCAAGAAUGUAAUGGAAAGAAGAAAAAGACAAACAAGUGAAUCAUUCUUUCAGAGGUGAAAUGUGUUACGUUUGAUAUGAGAAACUGAAGAAAAAUAAAUGUUUUGAUAUACACAGCAA
Pseudoliparis swirei is the source of this 8955-nucleotide messenger RNA. It is a transcript of the gene rbm33a, whose product is annotated as RNA binding motif protein 33a. The coding region runs from base 150 to 3989 and encodes 1279 amino acids. Gene Ontology annotation, molecular function: RNA binding. Lineage: Eukaryota; Metazoa; Chordata; Actinopteri; Perciformes; Liparidae. The record is from RefSeq and is a predicted model, not a curated record. The transcript is spliced from 19 exons.